Messenger RNA from Brachypodium distachyon (stiff brome), 1772 nucleotides. Its product is annotated as protein IQ-DOMAIN 1. The transcript is spliced from 5 exons. The record is from RefSeq and is a predicted model, not a curated record. NCBI's taxonomy places the organism in Eukaryota, Viridiplantae, Streptophyta, Magnoliopsida, Poales, Poaceae. Gene Ontology annotation, molecular function: protein binding. The coding region runs from base 1 to 1629 and encodes 542 amino acids.
AUGGGGAGAAAGGGGAGGUGGUUUGAUGCCGUGCAAAGGAUCUUGACCACGUCGGAACCUGAUCGUGACGAGAAGGAAAGCAAGCGACAAUGUUUUCGACCCAAGAAGGCUGAGAGACCGGCGAACAAAUCAAACUUCAGGAAGAUAUGGCAGUUCAGCAAGUCCAGCCCAUCCAACCCUUCCUCCUCUGCGGCGCCGGAGACUGCUCUGCCGCCAUCACAGCCUGAUCAUCAGCAGGAGGCCGAGGAGAUCAGAGAGGCUGAAUCCGCGGGAACGACGAGCGAACAAAUUAGCGAUGGCAGGUACCUGGUGGCGGAGCCGGCCUCCGCGACCGCCACCGCCGUCGCCGCACAGGCGACCGAGGCAGUUGCCAGCGUGGUGGCCGUCACGCCGAGAGCACCGGUGAGUUCAAAGGAGGAGCUCGCCAUCGUCAGGAUUCAGACGGCUUGCAGGGGCUAUUUGGCAAGGAGAGGGCACCAGGCGAGAGGACAGGCUCGGCUGAUGGAGCUGAUGGAGGGGAUCACCGUCAGGCGCCAGACCGAGGAGGCACUGUACUGCAUGCAGACGAUGACGAGAGUCCAGACACAGAUAAACUCCAGGAGGGCCAAGACGGAGGAGGGCAAGAAGGCUCUCAAGAGCCAGAUCCAGCAGAAGCAGAGUCUUGACAAAGCGAAGAUUGGUGAAGGCUGGGAUCAUAGCCAUCAGUCCAAGGAGCAGCUGGAAGCCUUGCAGGCGACGAAACAGGAAGCAGCGUCCAGGCGGCAAAGGGCGAUGUCAUACGCAUUCUCUCGUCAGUGGAGGAACAGGCCCAGGAACCCUUCUGCUUCUGGACGAGGAGCCACCACGCCUAUGCAUGAUCCAACGUUCAUGGACCCCGGCUGCCCCAACUGGGGGUGGAGCAUCGCGGAGCGGUCGAUGGCGGCGGCGAGACCCUGGGAGAACCAGAGCGCGCCGCAGGGCAAGGACCGCGCUCCGGCGAAGAGCGCCGCUGGUGUCCGGACCGCCAAGCCGAGGGUGUCCAUCUCGAUCCAGAUCCCACCACCCACCACGCCGCCAGGCAGCAGGUCCGCCCGGCCGCCGCCCGGAUGGCCCUCGCCGUCGACCCCGACGCGGCCGCGCUCGCCGUCGGUGCUGGGCCGGGCCCCGAGCCCGCGGGGGAGCGCGCUCCACAGGUCGACGAGCGGGCUCUCCGAGCGGCCGCGGAGCAGCCAGGAGCACCUGGGCAGCGGGAGCAGCAGCCCGAUCCAAGGCGGGAAGGAGCAGCAGCAGGGCCCGCUGUCGCUGCGGCGGACGACGAGCUUGCGGUCGGGGGAGCUGCCGAGGCUGAGCCUGGGAGCGAGACCGGACGUCGACACGAGCGAGGCGGGCGGCGCGCCGGUGACGCCCAGCUACAUGCAGCCGACCAAGUCGGUGCGGGCCAAGGCCGGGGGGGGCGCGAGCCCCGCGGCGGGCGACAGGGCGGCCGAGUUCCCGCCUGAGAAGGCGCCUCCGGUGUCCUCGCCGUCGGUGAAGAAGCGCCUGCCGAUGGAAUUCGCGAAGAAAGCGAGCGUGCCGCCGGCGUCGCCGAGAAAGCUUAAGGCGGCGGAGAGGGCGAAGCGGCCCUCGCAGCCUCCCAGUCCCAGGUUGUAGGUAGGUGGCCGACGGACGCAUAUCCAGAGUCUGGUAUUUGCCCGUUCGAGUGAAUUUUAACUUUUUUUUUUGCCUGAUUUCGAAUUGUAGUUUUUGGGUGUCCAUCCUUUUUUAGUAAAUAUCACAAAAUUCUUGAUUUCCGA